CACGUGAUUGUCUUUGCAUUAUCUAAAUGUGUGUUCAUGACCCUCAUCAACAGUCUCUUCACUUUAGUUUAUCCACAACACAACUUCACUUUUACUUACAAAUUACAAUACCUUCUGUAAUUUGGCUACCAAUUUGAAUCGUCAUGUCGAUCCUCCAAAAACCAGAUGACAUCAGAAUCCUCCAAAAACCAGAUGACAUCAGAAUCCUCCAAAAACUAGAUCAGUUUAGAAUUCCAUUUGAAGAUAUAAAACAGGCAACCAACAAUUUUGGUCCUGAAAAUGUCAUCGGACUGGGUGGUUACGGGAUGGUGUACAUGGGAGAGCUUAUACACAAACACUCAAGAACGCCUAUCAAGAUUGCAGCAAAGCGGGUUGAUCGGAGAUUUAACCAUGGAGUAACCCAUUUCUUAAAUGAGAUCAAAGUGCUUUCUUCAUACAAACAUGUAAAUAUCGUCUCCUUUAUUGGCUUCUGUGAUGAACAUGAUGAGAAGAUCCUUGUUGAGAAGUUCGUUGCAUACGGAAGCCUGGAUAACUAUCUAAGUAGUGCAAAGCUGAAUUGGAUGAAUCGCAUCCAAAUUUGCCUUGGUGCAGCUCAUGGGUUGAAUUAUCUUCACAAUGGUCUUGAAGGCCAUAGUGUUCUUCACCGUGACAUUAGGAGCAGAACCAUUCUAUUAGACACAAAUUGGCAACCAAAGAUAGGUGGUUUGGGCCUCUCCAUGAUGGAUCCUAUGCUUCAGAUCAUUAGUGAUGGUUUUGGUGCAAAUGGGUAUGUGGAUCCGAUGUUCUUGAAAACUGGGAUUAUAACAAAAGAAUCAGAUGUAUACUCCUUUGGGGUGGUGUUGUUUGAAGUCUUAUGUGGAAGAUUAGUAUAUGAGACAAGUGAAGAUGAGAAACAAUUUCUGGGUCCAUUGGCUUGUGAGCGCUAUGAGGAGGGGAAAUUGAAUGAGAUCAUAGAUCCCAUUCUAAGGGAACAGAUGAACCUGGAUUCCUUAGAGGCUUUUUCAGCUAUUGCAUAUCAAUGUGUGGCAAACAGUCGAUGGCAACGCCCAUCAAUGAUUCAAAUUGUGCAAAAACUUGAACAAGUCUUGAGACUUCAACAGGAAUUUGAGAAUGCAUUGGCUCUUCAACAAGUUGCACAAAGUUUGAAAGGAAAACCAGAAGACGAAGAUUGCUACAAGGUGAAAAACUUGGAACACAUGAAAAUUCCAUUAGAACAGAUAAAGUUAGCAACUCGUGAUUUUCAUGAUGAUUUUCUAAUAGGACGUGGUGGAUAUGGGAAAGUGUAUAAAGCAGAUCUCUUCCAUUUUGAUGUACAAAAAUACAUCAAAGAAAACAAUAAGAUCAUUGAGAUUCUUGAUCCUAAGUUAAAGAAAGAAUUUGAAAAAGGUUCUUCUUCCACUUUUGAUGACGAAAUCUGUCCGGAUUCAGUAGUUAUAUUUGCAAUAAUUGCAUAUAAAUGCUUGCAAGAAAAUCGAGAUGAUCGCCCAUCAAUGCCUGAAGUGGUGGAAGAACUUGAAAAAGCAUUAAAAUCUCAUGUAAAAGGGGUGGAGAGGCUAAGAACUUCUCUUGAUGCAAUUAGAUUUGCUACAAAUGACUUUAGUGAUGUAACGGAGCAAGGAGUACAUCACACUGUGCUAGAGGAACGUCCAACAAUGGCUGAGGUUGUAAAAGAACUUGAGAAAGCCUUCGAAUGUCAAGAUGAGUGGGAAUGGGAGCAAAAGCUGCCUAGAGAUUAUGAGAAAAUAAUCCAUGUGUCCAAUUAUCUGGUAUCAAAUAUAAGCUCCAAGAAGGAUCUCCAUUCCCUCCUUUCUUCAGGAAUUCUCAUUCCCAAUGAAAAACUGUGGUUUUCAAUAAGCAUGGAUGGAGUGAAAAAUGUAGUGAUCUCAGCGACAAAGUUUUCUUACAAAAAUGUGAAGUGGAGAUCUAUACGAAAAUCAAGGUUUGCAAAGGUUGCAAAGAUACCAGAUCUCUCAAAUCUCAACAUCCGAAUCAACAUAAAAACUCAAUUUUUAACCCCUGGGGUCAUGUAUAGAGCUUACCUAGUGUUCAAGUUUUGUGAUCGAAGAAAGAGUGGAAAACUGGAAGCAAUUGGCUUACAAUUGAACUGCAUAGAGUUUCAGGCCAUUCACCAUGUGGAUACUAAUAGUAAUGAAGAAUUAAAUUAUGAAAGAAACAUAGGACCCUUGAAACCAAUGUCAAACAUGGAUUUGGUUGAACAAAUGACAAUUGAUUAUUGUCAAGAAAUAAUCAACCGGUCUGAAAACAAUAUCCGAAGCUCCUCCAAAGAGGAGCUCCACAACCUUCUUUUCAAAGGAAUUCUUAUUGACAAGGGUGAAAAGAUAUUUUCACUAAGCAAAGAGAACCGGAAGAAAUGCCAUAUGCUACCCGCAAAAGCUGUUAUAUAUGACCAUUCAGAUGUGAAGUCCUACAAAAUAAAACUUGAAGCCCAAUUCAGGUGCAGAUUUGGAGAAUAUGUUGAGAUUCUCUCUUGCCAUGAAUUACAUAUCAAAUGUGACAUUGAAACACAAAUGCUCUCAUCAGAUACGGCCUAUGCUUGUUUCCUUGUGUUCAAGCUUUCAGAAAAUUGUGGUGGGCUCAAAUGUCCAGUGAAAGCAAGGGAUUUACUACCUUACAAAAAGGAAAGAACCAAAAUUAUUUCUUUCAGAUCCCCAAACAUAGUGGACUUGGAUAAAAUUAAAUGGAUUCCAAAACAGAGGGAAGAUGGGUGGAUGGAGGUCAUAGUGUGGGAAACCAUCUCUGAUGAUUCUGAUUCUAUUCCUAUGGAUUUGAAACUCAUAAGUUUUGAAGGUACCAUGGCUGGUCUCAUGGUUUGUGGCAUUGAGUUUCGUCCAAUAUAGAACACAAUUUAUGUAACAACAUUUUUUUAUUCAUUUCUUACUAUUACUAUUGUAUCAACCAACACUCUAAUUGCUCUAAUUGUGCAUGGGUCUUUAAGAGAUCA
Messenger RNA from Lactuca virosa, 2962 nucleotides. Lineage: Eukaryota; Viridiplantae; Streptophyta; Magnoliopsida; Asterales; Asteraceae. The record is from the annotation of a GenBank genome assembly.